Molecule: messenger RNA, 6210 nt
Organism: Lethenteron reissneri (Far Eastern brook lamprey)
Lineage: Eukaryota; Metazoa; Chordata; Hyperoartia; Petromyzontiformes; Petromyzontidae
Product: RNA-binding protein 7-like
Biological process (GO): regulation of alternative mRNA splicing, via spliceosome
Cellular component (GO): nucleus
Molecular function (GO): single-stranded RNA binding
Source: RefSeq, a predicted model, not a curated record
GUCUGGGAGCGAGUGGGCGUGGUUUGCGAGCGAGUGGGCGUGGUUUGCGAGCGAGUGGGCGUGGUCUGCGAGCGAGUGGGCGUGGUCUGGGUGCUGGUGGGCGGUGCUAGAGGCGAACAAAAACUGCGCGCGAGCGAGGCGCCGGGCUGAAGCGUGGCGAGUUUAAGUCUCGCUGGCUUUGGUCUCUCAAGUUUACGAGAACAACAACAACAACAACGUCAAGCAGCAAAGUGAAAGAUGAACUCGACUGACUACAAGGAGCGCACCUUGUUCGUAAGCAAUGUGGACCCGCAAGUGACGGAGGGUCUGCUGUACGAGCUCUUCCUGCAGGCUGGGCCCCUGUGCAAGGUGGUGAUCCCAAAGAGUAAGCCUGGCGUGCGUAGUCUGAAAGCGUUCGUCACGUUCAAGCACGUGGAGUCGACCCCGUAUGCGCUGGCUAUGCUUCACGGCAUCUUGCUGUUUGGAAAACCCCUGCAGCUGAAAUUCUACCGAGGCAAUAAAUUCGAAACUCAAAGAAGAAAAAUCUUGCAGAACAGGUCCGCUAUUCUGCACGGAGACGAGGCCCUAUCAUACAGUCACCCCGCCGCACAGCUCCCCGUCACGACGCCCGCUCGCGCAGCACGGCACCCCGGCACGCUGCCCUCAGCCGCUGCGGCGGCGGCGUCGUCUCCCCUAGCCGUGCGGUGCAAGGUUGAACCAUCACCAUUGGCCGAUACACGACAGCUGUUUAUGAACGCCCUGACUUCCCUGCGUGUUGAGCAGCAGCAGGCAAUGCAGUCGAGGGAGCAGGGUCACACCGAGAGGCAGGAUCCACACCACAGGCGCUCGGCUGCGGAGCUCGGAAGCAGUAAUGGAUCUCUGCGGCACAACCACAGCGGCAGUCGCAGCAGCAGAGACGAAGUUGGGAGCGUUGGAGACCGUAUUGAGCGAGACGGCUUCACUGGGCUUGAGGGUGGGAGAAAAAGGGACCUCAGAGCCAGGCUCGGGCCAAACAGAAACCACAGGCAGGCGGACAGCAGAUGUAAAGGAGAGGACCCCAGCAUGGAGUUCGGAAGGUACAGCGGAAGCCCUGAUGGCCGAGAUGACACCGUUUUUGUUGACAUGAGCCACGGUGAAGACAAGAGGAGUUGGUCGUCGUCGUGUGUUUGGCAACACAAGAGUCCGAAAUCUAAUGAUUGGGAGAGGAGGCAGGAAGGAAAUCAUCCUCGAGGCCAUGAUUCCAAAUAUCCGCAGGGAAGAUCACAGCGAAGUUACUCUCCUGGUAUUGAUUCUGAAUCUCGGCAGGGAAGAUCAGAGAGAGAUUACUCUCCAAGUCCGUAUGCUAAAUUUCGGCAGGGAAGAUCACAGCGAAGUUACUCUCCUGGUAUUGAUUCUGAAUCUCGGCAGGGAAGAUCAGAAAGAGAUUACUCUGCUGGUCUUGAUUCUGCAUGUCGGCAGGGAAGAUCAGAGAGAGAUUACUCUCCAAGUCCGUAUGCUAAAUAUCGGCAAGGAAGAUCAGAGCGAAGUUACUCUCCUGGUAUUGAUUCUGAAUCUCGGCAGGGAAGAUCAGAGCGAGGUUAUUCUCCUAGUCUUGGUUCUGAAUGUCGAUUGGAACGAUCAGAGAGAGAUUAUUCUCCAAGUUCAGAUGAAAAGUAUCUGCAAGGAAGACCAGAAAGUGUUUAUUCCCCGCAUCCUGAUGCCAGGUAUCGGGUGAGAAAAAUGGAUGAAGCAUAUUUUAGGAGUCCGGAAGAUCCAUUUCGGGCGCAGAGUCUGGCAGUUCGUUUGCACUCCACGCAUCCCGAUGCGAAUCUCCGUCGGGAAAUUUCACAGCAAGUCUAUUCUCAAAACGUGGAAGGCACGUGUAGAGCAGCGGUGCAAAUGAGUCGCAUGAUCCCAUCACGGACUGAGGAAAUGCCUUCACGGAGCUACAGUGACCACUUGGAGGAUUCCGACAAAAUAAAUCUUGUUUCUCAGAAUAAUUUGAGUCGAGGCAAUGGAAGAGUCAAUUCCCAAUCUCAUCUGACUGCCAUAAGCAAGAGAAGGAAUGACGAAAGAGGUCCUGUUUAUGCUGAUGGCGAUGACGUGACGCUCUACGACCGCAAAAGGAGCUCUCCGGUUGUGUUUGACCAAGAAGAUGAAUACGACAUUAGACGUAAGAUUGACGCUGAGCGCUGGGAAGCAUAUCACACCGACGUGGUUGAACGCAGCCUUGAAGCAAGCUGUCGAGAAGGACUGAACGUGCCGAGACGGAGCGAGAGCAGGUACCUUACAAAGCGAACGGCGUUCAAGUCGGCCAGGCAGUAUGCAUCAGACGAUGGGACAAGUCUCAAGAUUACCACGGUGUUUAAUUCUAGCUAUUAGCUGCACAUUUUUGUCAGAGUCCAGAAUAAUUUGUCGACACGCCAUGGACAACAUGUGUCGUGAGCUGACAGGCUACACGGGUUUAGAUGUUCCAUUGGGAAUGUUCUCGUUACAUACACCAUAAUUUAGUGAUGGUUGCAUUCAUGCUGCAGAUGAAUCAAUGUCACAUAUUUACACUAUGUGCACUAUUAAAUUUGAAAAAGGUGUGUUUGUCCUUUGAAUGUGCAUCAAAAUAUUGCAUUUCAAGGUCGUAAUUUACAAUUGGCCCAAUUGUUUGAUGGGUCUUAGCAUUUUCAUCUACGCCAUCAUCUUCUGCUGUACAGCUCAUAGUUAUAUUUAAUAUAAUUAAAUGGCCAAUAGCGAUAAUGGAUGACCACAAAUUGCGAACCUUUUGCAACGGGCGGCACAAAUCGCGCGACCACUCGGCCCUGUCACCGUCCCAGCAUCUGAUAUUCACCCAAAUGUGCCACCCGGGAUGACUUCACUGUGCCAUCCCCCCUGUAGUUGUCUCCCCGUGGGUGUGUUCCCUCCCUCCUGUGGCACUCCAUUGCUCGUCUCAUUUUCCAGUUGCCAUCCAUUCUCAUGGUUCCUUCUGAACUAAUAUAUGUUAAUUCCCUCGCCUAGUAUGAAGGAGGUCGUUGGUUCAAUCCCGACCCUGCCGGCCAUAUAUUUGAAGUUUGGAUGUCUCUCUCCCUGUGGUUGGGUGGAUUCUUCUCAAGGUCCUCCGGUUUUUCCCUCUACAUUUAGAAACAUGCGUUGUAGAGUAUUUGGCUGUGAUUCAUUUCCACGUGAUAAGCCACUUGGUUGAGCUAUCAUUUGUGGCCAGGUCGCUUCUGAAAAAGAGCUAUACAGCUCAGUGGGCCUUACCUGCUAAAAUAACAACAAAUGGUUUAGUUAACAUUGCCUGCAAUCGUGGGUUCUUCAAGCCUUCUGAUUUAGAGGUUUACUGUUUGUGCCAUUUGUUCUAAAGCAGGGUCCUUCCUAUGCUGCUUGUGCAAGUGUUUAAGGCUGUGAAUGAGAACAUCCUCGCUCUCCCAUCUUCAAAUGCAGUGCCUUCAAAACAGAAAUAACGAUUGUGUGAGAGUACAAGCCUCGUGUUUUGAGUGUCUAUUAGCCCUGUGGGCUCUUUCACUUCUGAGUAAUUCUCCGGAGUAAUAGUUCAGAAGUCGGCCUUCUCAAAAUGGAUGCACAUCAUCGAUCAAAUUAUGACUUUGUAUUUGUGCACAUGCAGUAAUGCAUGCAGCUGUAAACGAAGAAAAAACACAAUUACACAUGGCAUUGUGCAAGGAAUUGUUAACAAUUGUCUUGGCGUGGUAACACAUACUCCUAGUUAUAUUUAAGAAUCCUCAUGUAGAUUUGAAGCUUUCGUGACUGCAGGAAUCCAUACUCUUUGGUUCUUUCGGUAAAGUCACGUAGGUCACAUAGGUGACUUUACCAAGCUUGUUGCGAUCGAAACGUCGUGAUCUCUUAUUUUUUCUACCUACGUGACUUUACCGAAAGAAACAAAGAGUAUGUAAAAUAUAGGAAUACUUAUUUUAUUGCGCAACCUUUGGUUUCCCUAUUUCUUACCAAGUGGGAACGCAACAUAGAUGUGGAGCUCGUGGGCAGUCAUUGACAAAAAAAAUACGUUUUCUAUUAAACUCGCUUUCCUACCCGGCUUCGCCCGGGACUUGGAUUCACCACGCCCGACCGCCUUUGUCUCCCCAGUGGCGAUGUUCACACCACACCAGUUACUCGUUUGAGGCUGAGUCGACCUAGGGGAGGGCCCAGGACUGGUUAAAAUAAUCGUCAUCGGUGGUGGCCGUGAGCGGGAAUCGGGUUCGUAGCGCAGCGCGCUAACCACUACGCUACAAUGCGUCACGCUUCCACAUGCGCGGGUCACGUGACAGAUGUGACGCCACAGCUCACUUGCCGUGCAAAAAAUAUAUGCAUUAUUAAGUUCCACCCCCCCCCCCCCCCCAAAAAGAAAUUCUAUUUUUAAAAUGUUUGCAUGGUGUACAGUCUGGAAAGUGCCCACAUGGCAAAUUUCAAGUUUGCAUGUCGGGAAGUACGCUAAACAUUUUGAACAGACACACACUCACAACUUUGCCUUUUAUAGAUAUGGAGAUGUUCACUGUGUAUAUCACAGGAUGUCGCACAAAGAGCAGUUUUCAAACUUUCUAAUAUCGCAUUAGCCUGGACUCCAUUCAGUCGGUGACAAUGUAUUUCUGAUUCCAAAACAGAACAGUGGCUUUAAUAGGAUACGCUUCUUGGAGCUGUAGAUGGUGCUGUGUAAAUGAAAAAAAAGUAAAUCAAAAGACUUAAACAAAGCUUAUCGUUCUUAUCAAGAUCAAACAUUUUUGCUAAACAAAUUGUAAUAAAAAAGUAACUGCCCAUCUUGUCGAUUGCAUCAAUGCGCAUAAACAUCGUUUUAAACCACAGUAAAGACACAGAGCCUUUGUGAAUAUUCAAACACAUUCGGCAUCUCACGAGGAAGCGCGUCACGGUUCUCUUAAGUCUCCAAAUAAAUGUGUGAACAGAUGUGACCGAAUGACAGCAGCAGUGCUAAACUGUGGACCGGCUCCGUCUUUAUUGCCAGCGAUGCUCACAUCGUCCGCGCAUCCCCCUCAACAUCGUACGAGGAGUCUCCUCGACUUCAAUGCGAAAACAGCCGCGAAACUGACCAAAUGGAAUCAAGGGUGUAAGAAAUAAAACACUUAAACAUCAGCUUAAUCCGCUCCGUUUCAAGCAGUAUGUUUUGUUUGGCCAGCACCAGCAUUCUGUCACGAUGGGGUUCUCUCGUCCCUUCCACAGCUGAUCAUUGUUGACGCGUGCCCCCUGCACGAACAGCAGCAGCACCUUCGUCUGCUGCCAGCUUUGGGAUUGGCAAUCAACCAGGCGAGGGACAUCCUCCCCUUGCCCCACGGCAACACAAGCACACGUUACAUAACUAAUGCUGGGGCUGUGCAAUGCGAGAGCUUUUGCAGCCCAAACUCACCACGCGACCGGUUGUUCACCUCCAGAAGCACCGAGCUUGAGGAUUCUUUCUGGAAAACGAACUUACAUUUACACCACGUAGGUUUUCACGACCUAUAUUAUUCACAAUAAAGGGUUGUUGGGUUAGAGCGUGUAAAUAUAAAAGUGUCGUUAACCCACCAACGCCCAACAGCCAAUUAGCAAGGUUUGUCACGUAAACAAAACGUGGCAGUGAGUUACUACUUGAGCACACCGCUUGUGUGUUGGAGAGUAAAUCCACAUUUACAGUAAAAAAAAUUUGCACGUUUUACGUAACACGUUACUAAUUAUCUGUGUCCGAUGUUGGUAGGGUUAACCACAUUUAUAUUCACGCGAUAGAAGCCAAACCCUUUAUGAUAAAUUACAUUUACAUAUCAACCCAUGAUCGCUCUUCGAAGAGGUGACUGCUCACGCGUAUUUUCAAGAAAUACCCCGCAAUUCAAAGAGUAAUACUGCGUGAAGAGACAUGGUGAAUUACAGGUGUUAGUCAAAGUGGGUUUCCUGCUCAAACGAGCAUUCAGGCGCCGUUGACAGCCCCGAGCGAGUGGUGGAAUUUCCAUGUUCCUAUGUCGUGGACGAGUCUAUCCAUGGGAACACGACUUCACUUUCCCGAGAUUGAAGAAGAGGCAUAUAUGGUGAAAUUAGGCACUCCCAACUUUUGUACAAGACAAGCGACUGUGAUUCCUUCAGGUACUCGGUGGUCUUCCCACUGUAGAAUGUUCUUGCGUUCCUAUCAUUCUCGGUUUAUGUUGCAUUUUCUCAUCAUCAUCGCCCAUAAGCCUUGUUCUCGCACAACACAUUCCUGCGGAGGGAGCUGGUAGGAACGUUGGGUUGCUCGGUCAAUGGCCAGGGUCAACGGCGGCGUGGUGUAUUCCG